AUUCACGAUCGUCAUUAAACUUAUUUUUUCAGAGAUAAAUAUCAUCUUUCUGUAGAAUAUAUUUAAUUAUAAAUUAUGUUACUUUUUUUUACAGAUUGAUUUAGACCUGUGAUUGAAGGGCAUCUACCUAAUCUUCAAAUAAUACUAAUAAAAUGGAUUACUCACCUGAGCAUAAUGAAACAUGGUAUCGAAGAAGAAAGUUGAACAUUGGGGACUAUUAAUCAUGUACUAAUCAAGAAAAUUACGGAGGUUACUAGAGAGGAGAUACGCUUCACGAUGGACAACUGCACGGAGUGCGGAGAGUACGUGCCCUACUCAGAGCGCCUGGAGACCUACCUCGUGCCCGUCCUCUUCGCGGUGAUCUUCCUGGUCGGGGUCCUCGGGAACGGCACGCUGGUGGUCAUCUUCGUGAGGCACACCAAGAUGCGCAACAUCCCCAAUACCUACAUCAUGAGCCUGGCCUUGGGUGACCUCUUGGUCAUAGUGACCAGUCUCCCCUUCACCUCCACGCUCUACACCAUCGAGUCCUGGCCCUAUGGCGACUUCGUCUGCAAGCUCUCGGAGGCCACCAAGGACAUUUCCAUUGGAGUCUCCGUCUUCACAUUGACGGCUCUCAGCGCUGAGCGCUACUGCGCCAUCGUCAACCCCAUCCGCAGGCACAUAUCCACCAAGCCGUUGACCAUCGUAAUGGCGUUCGUCAUCUGGGUCGUGUCCUUCAUCCUAGCCCUGCCGGCCGCCAUCUUCUCUAACGUCCAGAUCGCCAUAGUCGCAGACAACCAUACUAUCGAGUACUGUUCUCCAUUCCCUCCACAAUAUGGACCACCCUACAAACAGUCCAUAGUUUUGUUCAAAUUUCUCGCAUAUUACGCUUGCCCUCUUUGCAUCAUUGCAGGUUUCUACAUAUUAAUGGCUAGACACCUUGUCCUAAGUACGAAGAAUAUGCCUGGUGAAAUGCAAGGCCAGUCGAAUCAGAUAAACGCUAGAAAGAAAGUGGCGAAGAUGGUUCUCGCUUUCGUUAUAAUUUUUUUCGUAUGCUUUUUUCCAUAUCACACUUUCAUGUUAUGGUUCCACUUCUAUCCUACGGCUGAAGAGGAUUACAAUGAAUUCUGGCAUGGAUACAGGAUCGUCGGUUUCUGCUUGAGUUUCAUUAAUUCUUGCAUAAAUCCUAUCGCUCUCUACUGUGUCAGCAAAGCAUUCCGAAGGUACUUCAACAGGUACCUGUUGUGCUGUAAGCGUUCCGAUACACCUUGCACCGAUGUCACCAUGACACACAAAAGCAGUUCCAUGAAGCACCAUCGGCAGAACUCUGUUAUUACAAGUCACUACACUCUGAGCAAUGCUGAAAAGAUUUGACAUCCACUCUGCUGCACCAGGAAGCCGUCUUAGCUCCUGAACACCACAGCACUCUAAGUGCUGUCCUUGUUAAUAUCUUUAAUAUUACGACAUCAUGAAUUUUAUGAGUCACCUGCAACAGCUUAUUAUAGUAUUAAUUUGUAUUUUCAUUCAAAUUCUGUAAUUUAAAACUUGAAAUCAGCUCAUAUUUGGAAGAUUAAAAAAUAAAAGCCUCAGUUAGAUUAAAAAACAUAGCCCAUCUCACAUCACCAAACAAACAUUAUUUCAAGUAUUGUAAUCACAAGUAUUCACUUGUAUUCAAUAUUAUUUAAAACAGAGACGCUCAUCUCUUCAAGGUUGAUGGCACACCCCACCCCAAUUCCAAGAAGUUUCAUUACUCUUCUUAAAAAAAGUGCAAGGGAAUAUAAAUUAGAAAAAUAAUAAAUCACAAAUUGUUAGUCUUUUCCCCUUAUUCCCUGGUUUUGAAGUUUCACUCAAAUUGAAACUCCAUAUAUAAUUCCCUGCAAAAAUUCUUUCCUUAUUCACUUCCUAAGCAAUAGUAAGAAAUAUAGUAUUAAUUUGUAUUUUCAUUCAAAUUCUGUAAUUUAAAACUUUGAUGGCACACCCCACCCCAAUUCCAAGAAGUUUCAUUACUCUUCUUAAAAAAAGUGCAAGGGAAUAUAAAUUAGAAAAAUGAUAAAUCACAAAUUGUUAGUCUUUUCCCCUUAUUGCCUGGUUUUGAAGUUUCACUCAAAUUGAAACUCCAUAUAUAAUUCCCUGCAAAAAUUCUUUCCUUAUUCACUUCCUAAGCAA
Nezara viridula (southern green stink bug) is the source of this 2145-nucleotide messenger RNA. The record is from the annotation of a GenBank genome assembly. NCBI's taxonomy places the organism in Eukaryota, Metazoa, Arthropoda, Insecta, Hemiptera, Pentatomidae.